UGGAGCCGCUUGCUGUCCGUCAGAAGUAUUCCAAUCAAAACACUCAAUUAUAGUCGCUUUUAGUGCAGCGUGCGGAGUGCGUUCGGUUUUAUGGAUGUUGGUCGCCAAAGGGUUCGGUGCUGAGCUCGGCCGGGGCCCUUAGCUCGCUUCGAGAGAGCUCCAUACCGAGUGUGUGUGCUCGUAGUAUGAACGAUUCUCAAACAAUGAUGCACCCUGUUUCUCAACUCCCUUCAGCGAGCAUGGCCGGCCAUGUAGGGGCUCAGCACGGCUACGGACUAGCCCAGCCGUCUCAUGUGGUCAACCCUGGGUCCCAGGGGGGCACCCCGGACCAGGACGCCCCCAAACACGACAUCUCCGAAAUACUGCAACAAAUCAUCAACAUUACGGACCAAAGUUUGGACGAGGCUCAAGCGAGGAAGCACACGUUGAACUGUCACCGCAUGAAGCCAGCAUUGUUUAGUGUUCUAUGUGAAAUAAAGGAAAAAACAGGUGAGUAAUAUCCCAACAUGCUGCUGCGUGACAAAAAUUGAUCAUAUUUUGCUGUGAUUUUACCCAGAUCAUUUCUUAAUCAAGUAUUUCCUUUUUAAUGCUGUGUUUCUUUGACAUAAACAAAUUCCUAUUUUGAUGGGUUUCAAAGUUUUAAAUAUUUUACCACAUUGUUGUGACUUAAUGAGCGUUUUAGCCCGAGCAUUGAUGACAGACUCCCUCAAAGACUACGGAGCACUCCUAUAGAAUGAGAGCCUCCCCUAAAAGAGACUGACUCUUUAAAACACUCU
Molecule: messenger RNA, 776 nt
Organism: Uloborus diversus
Lineage: Eukaryota; Metazoa; Arthropoda; Arachnida; Araneae; Uloboridae
Product: homeobox protein extradenticle-like
Exons: 3
Coding region: 186-497 (103 amino acids)
Cellular component (GO): nucleus
Molecular function (GO): DNA-binding transcription factor activity
Source: RefSeq, a predicted model, not a curated record